This is a messenger RNA of Medioppia subpectinata, 555 nucleotides long. The record is from the annotation of a GenBank genome assembly. NCBI's taxonomy places the organism in Eukaryota, Metazoa, Arthropoda, Arachnida, Sarcoptiformes, Oppiidae.
AUGGUAACACUGGACCAGUCAUUGGCGGUAAACGUGGUGGAGGCACACGUUGGCGACAACGUAGAGAUCCGGUGCGAUAUCAUGGGUGAACCACAGCCACCGGCCAUCAAAUGGACCAGGUUCAAUGUAGACCUCAACACCGUAAACAUACCUAACAUGAAGGUCUUUAGCGAUGGUUCACUAUACCUGACCAAUGUUCAGCUCUCGUUCAGCGGGAACUACACGUGUCAGGCAGUUAACAACCCGCUGGUAAAACAGGUCCAUAUUCUCCAUACAAUCGUGCCACCAUUAGUAUCCGUAUCGCCGCGUUUCCAAUGGGAACCGAUCGGAGGGUUGGCUACAAUUGACUGUCGCUACGAGUCCUUCGAGGACACGGUCUCUAUCGAGUGGUACAAAAACGAAGAGCUACUGUUGGGCACCAACGCGCGCACCGUAAUCAUGAACAACGCGACCAGGGUGCAAAUCGGUCAGCUCACCCGCACGGACACCGGUGCCUACUCGUGCCGGGUCACCGACAAACGACCCGCGGACACCCCUAACGGCCCGACGGGCACC